This is a messenger RNA of Xylona heveae TC161, 1533 nucleotides long. Its product is annotated as TauD-domain-containing protein. NCBI's taxonomy places the organism in Eukaryota, Fungi, Ascomycota, Xylonomycetes, Xylonales, Xylonaceae. The record is from RefSeq and is a predicted model, not a curated record. Gene Ontology annotation, cellular component: cytoplasm. Gene Ontology annotation, molecular function: 2-oxoglutarate-dependent dioxygenase activity. The coding region runs from base 230 to 1357 and encodes 375 amino acids. The transcript has 5 exons.
CUGAAACUCAGCGUAUAACGAUGGGUCUGUGACAUGCAUGGAACAGGAGUGCGUGAUGCAUUGACGAGAUCGCGCAAUUCAAUGUAGAUAACGAUCGCUUCGUAAUCCAAGAAACACAAAAUAACCACGAGGAUAAAACUCCAGGGCAAUGUAAAAAGAAAUAGCGAUUGGCAGAUUUCACAAACAAUUCUGAGCAAGUAAACCAGAUUCCUGAAGCAUCUCUUGCAUCAUGGCGCCAGCCCCCAUUGUGCCCGCUAUUUUGGACUAUGUUCAACCGCGAAAGGAUACCCUAGCCCUACCUGCAACCGCAAGAGCGCGACUCGAGAAAGCAGGCAUUGAUUUGUCAAACGGUUAUCCGUACCGUCCAGCAAAGCCUCUUUACCUCGACGACGUUAUUGCGAUCCGAAACGAGGAUCGAGAACAUGUCGACCCUGGUUCGCGAGCUGAUCCAGAGAAGAAAGCUCUACUUGGAGCAGCCGAAAAGGUCAUUCAUUUGACUAAACAUAUUGGUACCGAAAUAGUCGGCCUGCAGCUGAAGGAUCUUACAGCUCAGCAAAAAGAUGAGCUUGGGCUUCUGAUUGCAGAAAGAUCCGUCGUCUUCUUCCGUGAUCAGGACAUUACCCCACAACAACAAAAGGAACUUGGACAGUGGUUUGGCGAAAUAGAAGUGCAUCCGCAAGUGCCGCAAGUCCCAGGCGUGGAAGGAGUGACUGUGAUAUGGCCUGAGCUUCAAGCCACCGAGAAUGAAGCAAACUUCAGACGUCCAGGGGGCGCGUCUCGUUGGCAUACAGAUCUUGUCCACGAAAAGCAACCUGCUGGCGUCACUCAUCUUCACAACGAUACUGUUCCUGAAGUCGGCGGUGACACCCUCUGGGCGUCGGGCUAUUCUGCAUAUGAAAAGCUCAGCCCUGAAUUCCGUAAGUUGAUUGAUGGCAAGCAAGCUAUCUAUCGCAGUGCCCAUCCAUACCUCGAUCGUAAUGAUCCAACUGCUGGACCCAAAUAUGUUGAGCGUGUCCAUCCCCUCGUACGGGUACAUCCGGCGACAGGAUGGAAAGCUUUAUGGGUCAAUCGCGCAAUGACCGUUUCUAUUGUUGGUUUGGAUAAGGCGGAAAGUGACUUGAUAUUGGGCUAUCUGUAUGAUGUGUAUGAGCGGAAUGUCGACAUUCAGGUUCGAUUCAAGUGGACACCAAGAACGUCCGCCCUUUGGGACAACAGAAUCACUAUACAUAACGCAAGCUGGGAUUACGAGAACUCCGAGCCCCGACAUGGCACUCGAGUAACUUCGCUCGCUGAGAAGCCGUUCUUCAAAGCAGACGCCCCCACGAGAAGAGAGGCGUUGGGACUGGUUUCACAAUAACGUCGAUAGCUCUUUAUUUGAGUUUGAACUGGUCGCAGGUAUAGGCUACGAAGUGCUAGCCCAAGGAGAAGGACAUGUCUUGAAAGCGUUUCAGUGAAAAGGACACCAUGCGGCCAGGAAUUAGACGUACUAGUCAAAGAAGCCCGAUAGAAAUUCUCGCGCAGGUCAUCUCCAUG